Messenger RNA from Botrytis sinoallii, 645 nucleotides. RefSeq lists its product as uncharacterized. Gene Ontology annotation, cellular component: GET complex. Gene Ontology annotation, biological process: tail-anchored membrane protein insertion into ER membrane. The transcript has 3 exons. The coding region runs from base 1 to 645 and encodes 214 amino acids. NCBI's taxonomy places the organism in Eukaryota, Fungi, Ascomycota, Leotiomycetes, Helotiales, Sclerotiniaceae. The record is from RefSeq and is a predicted model, not a curated record.
AUGCCGUCUCUCCUCUUUACAUGUUUCCUUGUCCAGUUACUCAUCCACCUCGUCAAUACUUUUGGUGCAGAUGCGAUCAAUAAUAUACUAUGGAAUCUCUACAAUAUGUUCCCAACACCAACAUCGCAGUCCGCGGGCGAGCAAAAGAAAUUGAAGCGAGAAUUCAUGAAAGUUCGUCAUGAAAUGAAUGCUACGAGCAGUCAAGACGAAUUUGCCAAAUGGGCGAAAUUGCGCAGACAGCACGACAAGUUAUUUGAUCAGUUGGAGAAAUCAAAAUCCUCCCUCGAUUCCACCAAAUCUACCUUCGAUUCCUCAAUUUCUACGCUCCGCUGGUUGGGCACGAAUGGUCUACGAAUGUUGUUACAAUUCUGGUUCUCAAAGCGAGCUAUGUUUUGGUUGCCCAAAGGAUGGUUCCCUUAUUACGCGGAGUGGUUGUUGAGUUUCCCUAGAGCGCCACUGGGAAGUAUCAGUAUACAAGCAUGGACACUUGCAUGCGCAGCUGUGAUUUUGUUGGUUAGUGAUGCCUUGGUUGCAGUGGUCGCGUUAGUUUUGGGAACACAAACUGGUGCAAAGGCGAACAAAAUGGAGGAGCCUAUGAAGGCUGGCGGACAAGGUGCAGAGAAGCCUGGCAAGAAAGAGUUGUGA